This is a messenger RNA of Erigeron canadensis, 652 nucleotides long. RefSeq lists its product as uncharacterized. The coding region runs from base 56 to 421 and encodes 121 amino acids. The transcript has 3 exons. NCBI's taxonomy places the organism in Eukaryota, Viridiplantae, Streptophyta, Magnoliopsida, Asterales, Asteraceae. The record is from RefSeq and is a predicted model, not a curated record.
CACAACUUUAAAAAAAAAAAAACACUCCAUUUCCCUGGAAAUAUUUAUAACUAAAAUGGAUGUUAAUAAAACAGCUCGAAAUGGGUAUCGAUGGACGAACGAUAAGCACCUUCGGUUUUUGAAAUCCGUCGAGGCUUCGUUCGUAAAAACAAUGAUGGCGAAUGGUGAUAGUCGUAAUCUUCCUAUGGAUCGAGACGUGCCCGAUAGUUGUGAAUCGACGUUGGACGCGAAGGAAAUGACUAGUACUAAGAGACGUAAAAGGCAUUUUUCGACGGAUACUUUGGAGGCCAGCAUAAGCAUUGACCGAAAAGUAAGAAGAUUAAGCGAAUUCCACCCAUCCUCUCAUGAUGAUCAGGUAGUUCCGCAGAUUAAACACCUUAAAACCGAAGAUGAUGAUCAGAAUUGGACAAGUUCGCCAUGAACAAAAGAUGUUUAUGAUCUACGCAUGCAUUUUAGAUAUAGAGAAUUAGAGGAAAUGAUGCUAAUUAUUUUUAAGAGGCUAUGUAUGGUUUUAACAUAUAUUAGCUACGGGAUAUAUGCCUGUUUUACUAUCGAUUUAUUGGCGUCUAAGAAUUUAUAGAACCAAACUUCUUAGAUCUUUUGAUAAUUUACUACAACCACCUAGCUUUAAUAUCAAAGUUCUCGGUUUGCA